AUGAAAAUAGCCAUUGAAGGCUGUUGUCACGGUGAAUUAGAUAAAAUUUAUGAUACUAUUAAAGAAAUUGAAGAAAAACAAAGUAUUCAUAUCGAUUUGUUAUUGAUAUGUGGUGAUUUUCAAGCUGUUCGAAAUACACAGGAUUUACAGUCAAUGGCUGUACCACCAAAGUAUCGUUCAAUGCAAGAUUUCUGGCGUUAUUAUAAUGGUGAAAAGAAAGCACCCGUAUUAACGAUUUUUAUCGGUGGCAAUCAUGAAAGCUCAAAUUUUUUAGUAGAGUUACCUUAUGGUGGUUGGGUAGCUGAAAAUAUUUAUUAUAUGGGUUAUUCGAAUGUUAUUAAUUAUAAUGGUUUACGUCUAUGUGGAAUAUCUGGUAUAUAUAAAUCCAAUGAUUACAAUAUUGGACGAUAUGAAACACCACCAUUUACAGACAGAACUGUACGUUCAAUAUAUCAUGUAAGAAGUUUUGAUAUUUAUCGAUUAAAACAAUUAAAAGAAAAUACUAUUGAUAUUGUGAUAUCACAUGAUUGGCCACGUGGUAUAACAUCGUACGGUAACACAACAAAACUUUUACAAUAUAAAAAACAUUUUUAUAAUGACAUUAAAAACAAUCAGUUGGGUAGUCCACCAUUGGAAGAAAUACUUCUUGAUUUAAAACCAAAUUAUUGGUUUGCUGCCCAUUUACAUGUUAAAUUUAGUGCACUAGUUGAACAUAAUAAUGGAAAUGUGACAAGAUUUUUAUCAUUAGAUAAAUGUUUACCGGGAAGAGAAUUUCUACAGGUAUUAGAUAUUGAGCCGAUAAAUCCCACAAAAAUAAAUUCGAAUCGAUUAACACUAGAUCCAGAAUGGUUAUGCAUAUUGAAAAAAACAGAUAAUUUAUUGAAUGUUCAUCGUACACACACGUAUCUGCCAAAUAAAUCUCAGCAAUCAUCAAUGCCAACUGAAGAAGAUAUUAAAUCAUUGCAUGAAGAUUUUGGAGAUCAAUUUGAAGUGCCUGACAUGUUUCAAAUUACAGCUCCAACAUAUACAUCAGAAAAAUCAUCAUCUACAUCGAUAAAUCAACAACAAAAAAUAAAUCCUCAAACUGAAUUGCUUUGUCAAAUGUUGGGUAUACGUGAUCCAUUGAAUGUUGUCUUGAAUCGUACAGUAGGAGCUUCGAUGCCAUCAAUCGACGACUCAAACUUGAACACAAAUGAUCCAAAUCAAGAUGAUGAUAAAUGUUCGAUAUCAUCUGAAGAACAUGAUCAUCAUGAUGAUUUAAAUAUGGAAUCGACAAAUAUUCAUUUAACAACAAGUUAA
Molecule: messenger RNA, 1299 nt
Organism: Didymodactylos carnosus
Lineage: Eukaryota; Metazoa; Rotifera; Eurotatoria; Philodinida; Philodinidae
Source: the annotation of a GenBank genome assembly